CCAAUAAAAAUUCCCGGGUAUAUAGCGGGAAAUGGAAAUAGUAGCAGGGCAGGGUGCGGUGUCCUUCAAUCAAAUUCAAAGGCCAAUGGAGGACUCGUCUUCUCACCCCUUCGAGCAUGAUCAAACGGCUCCUGGCGCUUCCAAGUUCCUCUCAGACCUUCCCUCUCGUGGCCACCUCUCUUCCCCCAUCAUCUCCUCAAAUGUGGGGGUGAUGCAAGUUUAUAUUUGUGAGCACAAUACUUCUCCUCCAGAGAGCCAGCACAUAAAGACAGACCAACAAAACAUACUUAUUAGGUCGCUCAUGCUUAAUAACAAUAAGGGUGGUUCCAGUUCAAAGGAUGUGAAAGCUGCUGCUGAGGGUCCUAGAAAGAGGGCUGCUGAAAAAGUCAUGGAUAGCAGCGCUUCAGCAAAGAAAGCCUAUACAAAAAAUAAUUCUCAAUCGGAGGGAUCAAGCAGUAGUGUAGCCGAGAAGGACUACCAUAGUUUUACCGUAGAGAGACUUCGCUCUCUUCUUAAGGAAAGAGGACUUUCACCCAAAGGAAAGAAGGAUGAGCUAAUCGCACGCUUGAAAUGUGUAAAUGAAUCAGCCGAGUAGUUGGAUCAAUGCUUCGGCUGGCGAUGGAUGUGGCCUAAAAAGGGACGAGGUGGAUGUGUAAAUGUGUAGGUGCUUUUUUAUAUCUAUGUAGGUGAUCGGCGCGAGCAUUAUCGAAAUUUUAUCACUGAUUUUCGGGUAGUAUUCGUGUCAUUACCUGAAAUGAUUUAGUAAUUAAAGUAAAUUAUAUUAUGUGCAUUAAAAGUAAA
Messenger RNA from Gossypium arboreum, 801 nucleotides. RefSeq lists its product as uncharacterized. The transcript is spliced from 6 exons. Gene Ontology annotation, biological process: positive regulation of proteasomal ubiquitin-dependent protein catabolic process. The record is from RefSeq and is a predicted model, not a curated record. Gene Ontology annotation, cellular component: Cul4-RING E3 ubiquitin ligase complex. Bases 32 to 595 code for a protein of 187 amino acids. NCBI's taxonomy places the organism in Eukaryota, Viridiplantae, Streptophyta, Magnoliopsida, Malvales, Malvaceae.